AUGCAAUCAAGUGUCGUGCAUGCAUUUCAUGCGUUUCUUUUCCUCUCUAUCCCCUUGCAUGCUCUCUACCUCUUUAUCCUCUCCUUCUAUAACUAAUCCCACCCCCAUAAUUUUUUACUUCACAUCCAAAAAAAAUCAAACAAAAAAAAAAAAUCACCCAAACCAAAAAAAAACCUCGUAGCCUCUCUUCUCUUUCAAUCCGCCGUCAUCUUCUACCUUCCCGCCGUGACUUUCAACCAACCCAACUCGACUUUGAUUAGACCCACGUCGAUGCAUGUUCAUGCUUAAUCUCUUCUCCAAUUCACGUCGAUUUCACCUCAGAUUCGUCUCUCCAUAGGUUUUUUUUAAGGUUUUCGAUUUGGGAUUUGCAAAAAUCUGGUGAAAGGUUCAGACUUUGAAGAUGUUCCAAGUCAAAAUGGGGUCAAAGAUGUGCAUGAACUUGUCUUGUGGCACGACCACUAGUGUUGAAUGGAAGAAAGGUUGGCCUCUUCGAUCUGGUGCUCUCGCUGAUCUCUGCUCUCGUUGCGGAUCGGCUUAUGAGGCUUCUCUUUUCUGUGAAACAUUCCAUUUGGACCAAUCUGGUUGGAGGGAGUGCUACUUAUGCAACAAGAGACUUCAUUGUGGAUGCAUUGCAUCUAAGCUCGUUGUAGAGUUUAUGGACUACGGUGGUGUUGGUUGUAGUACAUGUACUAAUCGCCAUCAACUCAAUUUGGAUAAGAGAGGUGAGAAUCCAGGCGUGUUUAGCAGACUGCUAAUGAACGGGCAACAUACGAAUGGGGAAAGUGGAAUAAGAAGCGAAGCUGAUCUCUUCUCUCAGCCCUUAGUCCCUGGAGAUGAUAAAAGAGAAGAGUUCUUGCCUCAACGUGGGUUUAGUAAUCUCAUGAAACCAGAUAAUAAUGCCACUACAGGGUUUAGGCCUAACGCUGGGGAAAUGCAUGAAUCAUCACAACCACCAUCUUUGAAUAUGGCUUUGGCAACACUUCCUUAUAGCCUUUCUUUUGCAACUGCAACAAAGAAACUCAUGGAUGGUGCUUCUUCUCAGACCCACAAUGUCCAAUCCUCUGCCUCUAGUAUACUGCAAAAACCUUCAAACUCAGUUCUUGGCACUCUUCCUGGGACUAGCAAAUCUCCUCAGGUUAGGAUCGGUAGGCCUCCUGUCGAAGGCCGUGGGAAAGGUCAUUUACUUCCUCGGUAUUGGCCAAAGUAUACUGAUAAAGAGCUUCAGCAGAUCUCCGGAAAUUUAUGUUUGAACAUUGAACCUCUUUUUGAGAAAACUCUUAGUGCAAGUGAUGCUGGGCGCAUUGGUCGUCUAGUUCUUCCAAAAGCCUGUGCAGAGGCCUUCUUUCCUCCCAUUAGCCAAUCAGAAGGCAUUCCUCUGAAGAUCCAAGAUGUGAGGGGUAAAGAGUGGACAUUCCAGUUCAGAUUCUGGCCUAAUAACAACAGUAGAAUGUAUGUAUUAGAAGGUGUCACUCCAUGUAUACAGUCCAUGAGGCUACAGGCUGGUGAUACAGUAACUUUCAGUAGGGUUAAUCCUAGUGGCAAACUCAUCAUGGGUUUCAGGAAGGAAGGUCAUAAUGGAGGCAUACAGGAGAGUGGUCUCACCAACGGUACUUCUAACGAGGACACAUCAUCCUCUGGUGUUACAGAGACUCCAACCUCCGUAAACGCUUCCUCUGGUCCCUCACAAACCCCUGAAGAACUGAAAAAUCUGCCUGAACAUUUGAGCUUGAAGAAGAGUGAGAUGAAUGGAGGCAGGAGUUGUGAUGAUCCUUCACGGGUUAAAGACAAGAAGAGGACUCGUACCGUAAAAAACAAGAGACUGCUUUGGCAUGGUGAAGAAUCUAUGGAGGUGAGACUCACAUGGGAAGAAACUCAGGAGUUGAUUCGUCCUUCUCCUAGUGCAAAGCCUACGAUUGUCGUCGUUGAGGAGCAUGAGUUUGAAGAGUUUGACGAACCUCCUGUUUUUGGAAAGAGGACUAUAAUCACUUCAAGACCUUCAGGUGAACAAGAACGAUGGGCAUCUUGUGAUGACUGCUCUAAAUGGAGAAGGUUACCUGUAGACGCUCUUCUCCCUGCAAAGUGGACAUGUUCCGACAAUGUUUGGGACGAGAGCAGGUGUUCGUGUUCUGCACCUGAGGAGAGUCUGAAGGAGCUUGAGAAUGUUCUUAGAAUGGGGAAAGAGUACAAGAAGAGAAGAACAGGUGCAAGCCAGACAGAAAAAACUGAGCAAGAACCGUCGGGUCUGGAUGCACUAGCGAGUGCUGCAGUCUUGGGAGACACUAUAGACGAGGAAGAGGCUGCAACCACGACCAGACAUCCAAGACACAGAGUUGGAUGCUCAUGCAUUGUGUGCAUCCAGCCGCCAAGUGGGAAAGGCAGGCACAAGUCGAGCUGCGUGUGCACGGUGUGCAGCACGGUGAAGAGAAGGUUUACAACGCUGAUGAUGAGGAGGAAGAAGAAGCAGUUAGAGCGAGAGGAAACAGAAGCAUCAGCAGCAACAGCGGGUCAGGAGGAUGGAAAAACAGGGAGGUUGGAUCUGAACAGUAAUCCUUGUAAUAACAGAGAAAACGUUGAAGCUGAGAGUGUGGGGGAAGACGAGAGUCAAGGAAGAGAAGCAGGGGAGUGUUGGGGCGUGGCACAAGCUGGUGAUGUUUUAGGAGUAACGGAGUUAGAAGGAGAGGGUGAGAAAAUCCGUGAAGAGUCUAAAGGUUCAAGCUGAUAUGGGAAGAAGACAAAAGAAGCAAAAACUCAUAACUACUUUAUAUAACUAUGUUCUCUAAGAGUGGAGGGAGAGGUACAGUUUUGUGUUUGAUUCUGUCAUAGUUUUAGUCAAACAUAAGCUUAACAAGAAUGGCCAUCCUCUCUACUUUGAAAUUUUUUACUUAGUGGUGUGUGGUGAGUUUGGUGUGUUGGGUUUAGUGUUGUCUCUCCAUUAAUCUUAAUAGGUUUUGCAGAAGGCAAAAUGGUGCUUCCGUGUUUUGUGAUGAAACAGUUUAAUUAUUUUUGUGUUGUGUUGUUUUAAACUUCACAUGGGAAGCAGUAUGUUCAAUUGAGAUCCUU
Molecule: messenger RNA, 3060 nt
Organism: Eruca vesicaria subsp. sativa (arugula)
Lineage: Eukaryota; Viridiplantae; Streptophyta; Magnoliopsida; Brassicales; Brassicaceae
Source: the annotation of a GenBank genome assembly